ACAGUCCAUAGCGCCCAGUCGUCUCAUCGAACUCUAGUUUAGCGGACGGCUCGCGGUCGUUUCCGCUCGCCUUUUACAAUGAAUCUGAGUGUUUUACAAGUCUUACUAGGCCUUGUGCUAAUAAAACAAUGCACUUCUUUAAAUAUAUUGGGUAUAUAUCCGUACCACGGGAAAAGUCACUUUCUUGUGUUUAGAGUAUUUCUACACGAAUUGGCUAAUAGAGGACAUAAUGUCACGAUAAUUUCACACUACCCGGAAAAGGACCCACCAGCGAAUUAUCAUGAUAUCAGCCUCGCCGGCACCAUGAAGAUCAUCGAAGAUAACACGCCCGUCGAAAAAUCAUACAUGACCUUAUUAGACGUCAGUGUGUUCUUGGGUACCAUUGGAACGGAAAACUGCAAAGUGAUGUUGGCAAAUAAACAAGUGCAAAAUCUAAUAAAACAAAAACCAAAGUUUGAUGUGAUUCUUGUGGAACAAUUUAAUACUGAUUGUGGUCUAGGGAUCGCGUACAAGUUGGGAGCUCCUGUUGUGAGCAUGUCUUCCCACACAUUGAUGCCCUUCCAUUAUCAAAGGCUAGGUAUCCCUUACAACCCAUCAUACACUCCUUUUCACUUCCUUGGUGGCGGAAGUAAACCCACACUUUACCAAAGAGUAGAGCGUGUUGUGUUUGACUUUUAUUUUAGAACAAUGUAUUCUUUAAUAACACAGCGUAAUGACCAACAGAUUCUGGCACAGUAUUUUGACGAUAUACCGCCUUUAGAAGAGUUGGCAAGGCAAAGUAAAUUACUUCUACUAUACCAACAUUUUUCUUUAACUGGGUCAACAUUGUACCCAGCUAAUGUAAUUGAAGUCGCUGGAUAUCAUGUGAAGGACGCGAAACCAUUAACAGGAGAUUUGAAGAAAUUCGUCGAUGAAGCAGAAAAUGGCGUUAUAUAUAUCAGUUUCGGUUCAGUAGUAAAAGCUGCUACUAUGCCGUCAGAUAAAGUGAAAGCUAUAUUGGACACAAUUAAUGAAUUACCUUACAGAUUUAUAUGGAAGUGGGAAGACAAAAUGCUCAAAUAUGACAAAAACAAACUUUACAUAUCAGAUUGGCUACCUCAAGUAGAUAUUUUAGGACACAAAAAAACUGUAGCAUUCUUAUCCCACGGAGGCAUGGGUGGCACAACUGAAGCUGUACACUUUGGUGUACCAAUAGUUGCAAUGCCGAUAGGAGGAGAUCAGCCAGCAAACGCAGCCGCUAUAGAAGAGAGUGGUUUUGGACUUGUAUUAGAAAUAAACGACUUAACCAAAGAAAAUCUACUAGCUUCAUUCAAGAAAGUGUUGAAUCCCAAAUUCCGUGAGAGAGUAAAGGAAAUAUCAAGUGCAUGGCACGAUCGCCCGAUGAGAUCUUUAGAUACUGCGAUUUACUGGACGGAGUACGCCGCGCGACAUCCCAAUUUCACUUUUAGGACUACUGCAGCCGACACGCCAUAUUACCAGUUCAUACAACUUGACGUGUAUGUAAUCUUUGCCGCCAUAUUAGCUAUAAUAUAUAUUAUAUUUAAAGCACUCAUAUACCUUUGUUGCGGAUCAAAGACCAAGAAAGCAGUAAAUAAAAAGUCGAAACGGCAAUAAAGUAUAGUUUUAAAAAGGAUACAAAAUUAUUUUGUAUUAGAUUGUACCUACGGAUCUCUGAUCACGACUUUUAUGAUAAAAAACAACAUUGUACUUAUCAAAAAAGUAUGUGUUAAAAUUAUGUCAAUAAUGAUUAAAUGUGGUUAUAAAAAGUAAUAUUGGUAAUCAACUGUGAGCUAGAUGAGAGUGUAACGAACACAAAUUUGUGUGUAUGAAUUUGUUAAAAACCCGUGAUAAAUAUUUAUUUAAUAUUAAAUUAUUUUUU
This is a messenger RNA of Manduca sexta (tobacco hornworm), 1879 nucleotides long. It is a transcript of the gene UGT42B1, whose product is annotated as UDP-glucosyltransferase 2. Lineage: Eukaryota; Metazoa; Arthropoda; Insecta; Lepidoptera; Sphingidae. The record is from RefSeq and is a predicted model, not a curated record. Gene Ontology annotation, molecular function: UDP-glycosyltransferase activity. The coding region runs from base 79 to 1614 and encodes 511 amino acids. The transcript is spliced from 4 exons.